CUGCGGGGCAGCAGCGGCGGCGGCGGGGCUGAGGCGGAGGAGAAGCCGGGACGGGUGCAGGAGGGUUCUGCAGUGCUCAGGCAGCGAGUUUUGAAGCAGGAUGGGAAAGAGACGCUGUGUUCCUCCACUUGAGCCCAAGCUGGCAGCUGGCUGUUGUGGGGUGAAGAAGCCCAAAUUGUCUGGGAGUGGAACGCACAGUCAUGGGAAUCAGACCACAACUGCACCAAGCUCCAGUUCAGGUCCUCUUCAGAACCACCAGCACACAGAUGGGAAUAAUGGAAGGGAGAACGUAUCUGACUUGACUUUGGGCCCAGGAAAUUCCCCAAUUACUCGAAUGAAUCCCACUUCAGGAGCUCUGAGCCCACUUAGUCGGCCCAAUGGAACUGCCAACAGCACCAAGAACCUGGUGGUGACAGCAGAGAUGUGCUGCUACUGCUUUGAUGUACUCUACUGUCAUCUCUACGGGUUCCCUCAGCCACGGCUUCCUCGAUUCACCAAUGACCCCUAUCCACUCUUUGUGACGUGGAAGACGGGGCGAGACAAGCGGCUUCGUGGCUGCAUCGGGACCUUUUCAGCCAUGAAUCUUCACUCAGGACUCAGGGAAUACACAUUAACCAGUGCACUUAAGGACAGCCGAUUUCCCCCCCUGACCCGCGAGGAGCUGCCCAAACUCUUCUGCUCUGUCUCCCUCCUCACUAACUUUGAGGAUGCCAGUGACUACCUGGACUGGGAGGUUGGAAUCCAUGGGAUCAGAAUAGAGUUCAUCAAUGAGAAAGGUGUCAAACGCACAGCCACGUAUUUACCUGAGGUUGCUAAGGAACAAGACUGGGAUCAGAUCCAGACCAUAGACUCCUUACUCAGGAAAGGUGGCUUUAAGGCUCCCAUUACCAAUGAUUUUAGGAAAACAAUUAAACUUACCAGGUACCGCAGUGAGAAGGUGACAAUCAGUUAUGCAGAGUACAUGGCCUCCCGCCAGCAUUGUUUCCAGAAUGGCACCCUUCAUGCCCCCCCCCUCUACAAUCAUUACUCCUGACACACGGCUGCAUGACCAGUCCCACUCCCCAGUUGCUGCCAACGGCUAUGACAUCAUCGGGGCAGACGCCUCCUCUUCCUGGUCCAGUUACUUCUACUACUGCACCAUUUUAUGAUGCUAGCUUCCGUUGCCAAGUCUGCCUUCCCACUGACCUGGGGGGAGGGUGAGAGCGUGACAGGACUUCAGGGGCCCAAGCCUUAUCUCAGCCUUCCCUCCCAGCGGGGGUUCAGUUGGAUUGGGGCUCCAUGCCUACGAACUGUCGUCAGGUGCAGAAGACCUUUAGGAGUGAAAGUGCUGCUUCGGACUGAUCUGUCCCUGGGUUUUACUGACGCUCUGGAAACUGGAGUUGUUUGUUAUGGAAGCCCCCCAGAUCAAGUAGGAGCAUUCCCCUGGCAGCCUGGGCAACGGAGUCCAACAAAACAUUUUUUAGGUUCUUUUUAAUUUUUUUUUUAACCUCUGGUAUCUGUUGUGUACUGAGAGCUGAUUGCAGUCCCCACGCAUCACAGGCGGACAUCAUGAUAUUGGGGAUGGGUUGAACACCUGGAUAGCACCCCGUCCUCAUGGACAGAAAAUAUGUGAAAAAUUAAUCCAUUAUUUAAAUAAACCCUUGAAGGCUUUAAGGCUCAGAUCCUUGGGAGGUUGGAUUCUUGGUGAUGAAGCCUGCUGUGAAAUACAAUGGUGUUUUGCCUGUAAGAGUGACAUGGCACGUGCUGUGUACGCAGAGGAAAGGAUCCUCGAGUGUCCCUGGACAGUCUUUGUUUUGACCAAAUUUUGUUUCCAAAUAUUUGUAAGAGAUAGGAUUAGGGCUGAGGAGGGGUUUGCAGAGCAUUGGCUGUAGUUGUACAAGUGAGACCAGUGACUGAAAUUUGUUUUAAUUUAAGCUAACAGUCUUGGGGACCUUCCUUUUGAUAGAACAGCCACUUUGGCUGGUAUGACUGCUGAUCUUUGGGGCUGUGGGUGUUCCAGUUUAUUCCAGGCCUAUGGAAUGGUGCUGCUCAGUUUUGCUGGUAAGAUUUAUCUUACACAGCUUAGUCAUUGCCACAUGCAGGCAGUGAGUGGGGAAAUCUGUAUUACCCAAAUGGCAUGAAACCCAUGUGCAUUCUGUAGUUCUUCUCCCAUGGUGAUUGAUGGUCACAAGGAAUAAUCUUUAAUGAAAGAAAGUUAUCAGUUGUAUGCUGCAGCAUCAUUGAGGGAUGUCAUAAACUCUAAAUUAUGGCACUCUUUCAAUGAGAUAACGACUCCAGAAUACA
Melozone crissalis (California towhee) is the source of this 2283-nucleotide messenger RNA. It is a transcript of the gene AMMECR1L, whose product is annotated as AMMECR1 like. The record is from RefSeq and is a predicted model, not a curated record. The coding region runs from base 101 to 1033 and encodes 310 amino acids. The transcript has 7 exons. Lineage: Eukaryota; Metazoa; Chordata; Aves; Passeriformes; Passerellidae.